AUGUUCGGCAACGACGACAAGUACUGGGUCAAGUUGAUAGAGAGCACAAAUGCAUGCCUAAGUGAUCAUAAAGAAGCCUUCAACUUCCACAUGUUUGUACCAAAGAAUCCUCGAAUCUCACUUAUCGAAGGUCUGAGUGCCCCCUUUGGCGAAGCAAAAUCACAUUGUAACGAAUCACUGGAUCGGGCUGGGAUAAUAGAUACCCCGGCCCGGCCUGUAAUGCCGAGUCAACAGCCGGAUGCCCUUACGGCACCCGGCCUAACUGGCCUAACCGGCCUAAUUGACAGGCCAGUCUUCCACACAAUACCUUGGUGCACGUACGCGUGA
Molecule: messenger RNA, 327 nt
Organism: Fusarium pseudograminearum CS3096
Lineage: Eukaryota; Fungi; Ascomycota; Sordariomycetes; Hypocreales; Nectriaceae
Exons: 3
Coding region: 1-327 (108 amino acids)
Source: RefSeq, a predicted model, not a curated record